CCGGCGUUGGGCUAGAGGAGACGCGGAGAGGGGAGCCGAGACCCUCGGAGCGCCCCACGCGGAGCCCCCCGCCCCGCCGGCCUGGAGAGGGGCGCGCGGACCCCCCGGCGCUGCCCCCGCCCCCCGCCCAGGCUCGGAGAGCGCGGCCGCCGCGCCGGAGCUCGCUCGCUCGCCGGGCUUGGCCCCCAGCCUGCGUGCGCCCCCCUUCCCCGGGUCCGAGGGGGGCUCGCGAAGCGCCUCGGGCGCGGAGGCCGGGCCCGGAGCUUCCGAGCCACCCAAGCCCUCGCCUCUGCGCCCACCCGCCCGCGCCGAGACCCCGAGAACUCAGAGACCGAAACGCCCGGGACCAAAGCGGCUGCCGUGGCCCAGCAGCAGCGCGCGGGGUUCAGCGCACCCGCCGCGGAGCCGGGGACCUCGCCUUCCUCCUGACCCUUCGUUCCAUCCCCGGCCCCUCGGCCGCCUCGGCUCGGAGGCCGGCACCGGCGAUGCGGAGCGGAGCCUCUGGUCCUCCGGCCAGCUGAGGAAGCUGCGGCCAUUCGCCUUGGGCCGACGGGGACCGUGGUAGCGGAUCGCACCCAGCAGAGGCUCCGGCUUCGGAGCGCUGGGACUCCGGGCAGGAGGAGGUGGGGGGGGACCGCUCUGCCGGCGCCCGUAUUCCAGCCUCCGCGGCUUUGCAGGGCCCUUAGUAGCUCGACCGCGGACUCCGGGAGGCUGCCGGCUGCGUCGUGGGGGCUCCCCAACCGACCCGACCGGACCGAAGAAGGUCAUCGCCCUGCUUCCCCGCCCUCCUUCCCGCCCCCCUUUCUCCCCGCUGAACUUUUUGUCCGGUUCGCCCGUGCUCGUUGCCCGCCCCGCAAACCCACCCGCGGCUGUGCCAACCGCCCGGGGCAUGGGCCCCUCAACACGGCUCCUGUAGGCCCCGAGGCCUCGCAAGAUGUGAGAGGCCCGCCCGGGACAACCCAGUGCUUCGGGACAGGAGCUGGACGCCCCCGGUCUCUCCACGCCUGGCGGGGCGGCAGUGCCCGCUGCGCCCCCGCGGGGCCCGGCGUCCCCGAGCGCCCGGUCCCGGGCUGGAAGGAGUCUCAGCUGGCCGGAGGCGCGCCGCGGAGAGCAGGCUGCUGCCAUGCCCUACUGAGCCCCUGUGCCUCCUGCCAAGUAUGUUUGGGCUGGAUCAGUUCGAACCCCAGAUCAAUAGCAGGAACGCUGGCCAGGGCGAGAGGAACUUUAACGAGACCGGACUGAGCAUGAAUGCCCACUUUAAGGCCCCGGCUUUCCACGCCGGCCCCCCCCCUGGUCCCGUGGACCCUGCGAUGGGCACGCUGGGCGAGCCCCCGCUCUUGGGCAUGAACAUGGAGCCCUACGGCUUCCACGCGCGCGGCCACUCGGAGCUGCACGCCGGGGGCUUGCAGGCGCAGCCCAUGCACGGCUUCUUUGGCGGCCAGCAGCCCCACCACGGCCACCCGGGAGGCCACCACCCCCACCAGCAUCACCCACACUUCGGAGGGAACUUCGGCGGCCCAGAUCCAGGGGCUUCGUGUCUGCACGGGGGUCGCCUGGUGGGCUACGGGGGCGCAGCCGGCGGCCUGGGCAGCCAGCCGCCCUUCGCAGAGGGUUACGAGCACAUGGCGGAGAGCCAGGGUCCGGAGAGCUUCGGCCCGCAGAGACCCGGAAACCUCCCGGACUUCCACAGUUCGGGCGCCUCGGGCCACGCCGUUCCUGCCCCAUGCCUGCCGCUGGACCAGAGCCCGAACCGGGCAGCCUCGUUCCACGGCCUGCCGGCCUCCAGCGCCUCCGUCCACAGCCUCGAGCCGCGGAGGGUAACGAACCAAGGAGCCGUCGACUCCCUGGAAUACAAUUACCCGGGCGAGGCGUCCUCGGGACAUUUUGACAUGUUUUCCCCCUCCGAUUCCGAGGGGCAGCUGCCUCACUAUGCAGCGGGUCGCCAGGUUCCGGGGGGCGCCUUCCCGGGAGCUCCAGCCAUGCCCCGAGCGGGGGGCAUGGUGGACUUGUCCAAGAUGCACGCCCAGCCCCCGCAGCCGCCGCCAGCGCAGCCGCCGCAGCCGCAGCCGCAGCAGCAGCACGGCGUGUUCUUCGAGAGGUUUGGAGGGACCCGAAAGAUGCCAGUGAAUCUGGAGUCGGGGGUGGGCUCCAGGCACCCGCUCAUGCAGCCGCCGCAGCAGGCCGCGCCGCCCCCCCAGGCGCAGCCCCCGCCACCGCCCCAAGCCCAGCCGCCGCCCCCCGGGCUCCUCGUCCGACAGAAUUCGUGCCCGUCCGCGCUCCCGCGGCCCCAGCCCGGCGAGGCGGGCGCACCGCCGGGCGCUGGCCUGCAGGACGGGGGCCCCAUGCUGCCGGGCCAGCACGCGCAGUUCGAGUAUCCCAUCCACCGGCUGGAGAACCGGAGCCUGCACUCUUACUCCGAACACGUUUUCAACCUGCAGCCGCCGCCGCCGCCCCAGGCGCCCAGCCAGCGGCUGCAGCACUUCGACGCGGCCCCUUACAUGAACGUGGCCAAGCGGCCGCGCUUCGAUUUCUCGGGCGGCGCGGGCGUGGAGCGCUGCGCGGCGUGGAGCGGCGGCGGCGGCGUGCACGGCGGGGGCGCCCUGGACAACCACCUCUCGCCCUCCGCCUACCCGGGCCUCCCGGGUGAGUUCACCCCGCCCGUGCCGGACAGCUUCCCCGCGGGGCCCCCCUUGCAACACCCGGCCUCCGAUCACCAAUCCCUGCAGCAGCAGCAGCAGCAGCAGCAGCAACAGCAGCAGCAACAGCAGCAGCAGCAGCAGCAGCGCCAGAACGCGGCCCUCAUGAUCAAACAGAUGGCGUCUCGGAACCAGCAGCAGCGGUUGCGCCAGCCCAGCCUGGCCCAACUAGGCCACCCUGGGGACGUGGGCCCAGGAGGCUUGGUGCACGGCGGCCCAGUGGGCGGCCUGGCUCAACCGAACUUUGAGCGCGAAGGCGGCAGCGGCACCGGCGGGGGCCGCCUGGGCGCCUUCGAGCCGCCCUUGGCGCAGGAGAGCGCGUGGUUCCCGGGCCCGCACCCGCCGCCCGGGGACCUGCUGCCCCGCCGCCUGGGCGCCUCGGGGCUGCCGGCCGACUGCGGCCCGCACGAUUCCGGCCUGGCGCCCCCCGCCCCACCCGGAGGCUCCGGGGUGCUGUUCCGGGGCGCUCCCGAGCCGCUGCGGAUGCCCGGCGGGGAAGGCCCCGGGCCCGCGCUGGCCUCGCCGGGGCUGCAGUUCGGGGGCGGCCUGGCGGGGCUGGCGCCGCUGCAGUCUCCCGGGGCCGGGGUGGGGCUGCCCGGCGCGGCCCCCGAGCGCAGAGCCCCGCCGCCGCCGCCCCCGCCCCCGCCCCCGGAUUUCGCCGGCCCGGCGCUGGGGGCUCAGCCGGGCUUCCCGUUCGGCGGGGCUAGCCGGCCGACCCCGGCGCACGGCGGUCCCGGCCCCGGCGUGAACUCGCCCCCGAGCGCGGGCGGCGGCGGGGGCGGCGCGGGCGGCGGCUGCGGCGCCUAUCCCCCGCAGCCGGACUUCCAGGCGGGCCCGCGCUCCUCGGCCAGCAAGCUGGGCGCGCUCUCCCUGGGCUCCUUCAACAAGCCCAGCUCCAAGGACAACCUGUUCGGCCAGAGCUGCCUGGCCGCGCUCUCCACCGCCUGCCAGAACAUGAUCGCCAGCCUGGGGGCCCCCAACCUCAACGUGACCUUCAACAAGAAGACCGCGCCCGAGGGCAAAAGGAAACUGAGCCAGACCGAGGGGGAGGGCGCGGCGCCGGGCCCCGCCAACCCGGGCUCGGAUUACUUCCCGGGAGGGACCCCAGGGCCCGGAGCCCCACCGGGGACCGGAGGCGGCGGCGGCUCCAAAGCCUCGGGUCCGUGCAACCGGCGCCAGGGGGACAGCACCAGCCUCUCCCCCAACUACACCCUGGAAGCCACGUCGGGGAACGAUGGCAAGCCCGUCUCGGGGGGCGGUGGCCGGGGACGAGGUCGCAGAAAAAGGGACAGUGGUCACGUGAGCCCCGGGACCUUCUUCGACAAGUACUCGGCAGCAGCCGGGGCUCCGGACAGCGGGGGUGCCCCCGGGGUGAGCCCCGGCAGCAGCCGCAGCAGCCGGGGGCCCGGCGCGGCCGUCGGGGGCAGCUCGGCCGGGGAGACGCGCGGGGCGCCCACGCCCCACGAGAAGGCCCUCACGUCGCCGUCGUGGGGCAAGGGGGCCGAGCUGCCUGGGGACCAGCCAGACCUCAUGGCCACCCUGGACGGCGGGGCCAAGGCAGACGGGAGCUCCCCGCCCGUCGGGGAGUUCGCCUCUGAGGAGAUGAGCACUAGUUACGCCAACGAGGACGAGGUGUCGUCCAGUUCUGACAACCCCCCGGCCCUGGCCAGGGCCAGCCGCAGUCCCCUGGUGACCGGCUCCCCUAAGCUCCCGUCCCGGGGAGUGGGCGCCGGGGAGCUUGGACAGAAGGCGCCGCAGCCCGCCCUGGGCCUGGGCAUUUUGUCUACCUCUACCUCCACCCCCGACGGCUACCCGGGCACCCCGGGCCUGGAGCAGGGCCGGACCCCCACGAGCAGCAGCGGGGGGCCGCCGGCGGAGGAGAUCCACCCCCUAGAGAUCCUCCAGGCGCAGAUCCAGCUGCAGAGACAGCAGUUCAGCAUCUCCGAGGACCAGCCCCUGGGGCUCAAGGGCGGCAAGAAGGUCGAGGGGCCCCCAGGGGCGCAGGCCGUGAGCGCGGGCGGCGACAGCUGCUGCUCCGAGGCCGUCAAGAGCGCCAUGAGCACCAUUGACCUGGACUCGCUCAUGGCGGAACACAGCGCCACCUGGUACAUGCCCGGGGACAAGGCCCUGGUGGACGGCACCGACGACGACAAGGCCCUGGCACCCUGGGAGAAGGCCAAGCCCCAGAACCCCAACAGCAAAGAAGCCCACGACCUCACAGCCAGCAAGGCCUCGGCCCCCCAGCCCGGCAGCCACCUGCAGUGCCUGUCUGUGCACUGCACGGACGACGUGGGCGAGGCCAAGGCCCGCGCGCCCGUGCCCGCCUGGCGGUCCCUGCACUCCGACAUCUCCAGCCGCUUCGGGACCUUCGUGGCCGCCCUGACCUGAGUGGACAAGACCCGCCGCCCAGCCCCCAGCAGGCCCUCCGGUCUGCCUCAUUAUCCCCCCCCCCAUGGGCCCCCGGCCCCCUGUCCAUUGAAGGGGCCCCCGUGGCGAGUGGAUGACAAUUUCUUUUCUUAAAAAAUUUGGUCUAGGUUGGAACCUGCGUAGUGGCAUUUGGACCAGCAAGGGUUAACUUAAAGGGGUGGGAGGAAAAUAACAACUAAAGGCAACCAACCGCAGUCGUGGUCUGCUACAUAUGUCAGCAGUGUUCACCCUCAGCCAGCCCUUAGCAAACUUCUGCUGCAGCCAUUUUCCUGCUAGAGAAUUAUCCCCCCCACCCGUUUUUCUGUAACCUUGGCAUACACACAUUUUUAGACCACCCCUUUCUUUAAUGUUUUUUUUUUUUUAAAUUUUCAGGCUACUUUGUAUGUCCAAGUAUUUCUUAUUUCAUAGUAAGGCAAGAGCUGCUUCUCUCUCUCUUUUUAAAAUUAUUUCUCUUGUCUCCCUCUCCUCCCUCCUCUCUCUCUCUUUUUUGUUUUUCCUUUUAUUUUUAUUUUUUUUUGCUUAUUAAAAAAAUAGAAAUUCUGGAGAAGAGCUUUUGUGGAAUACCGCCAGGUGAACGCCAUGUUAGUAACCUAGAAUAUAUGUUGACACCCCAAAUGCCAUCAGCCAGACAAGAGACGAGCAAUUAGUGAGCACCACCCUUCGCUGUUCUGCUUGGGAGGUUUUUUUUUUUUUGUCUGUUCAUUAAGAAAAUAAGAGAUGUUAUUUUCUCCUCCUCCAGCCUGCCCUUAGCCUGCUCCCUCUCCUCCUGCCUGAAUCCAUCCUCAGAGACAAGGCCUCACAGUAGCCAGGGAGCUUCUUCGCUUUCUUUUGGGGGACGCUAGGCGCUGGCUGGGCCGCAGAGCCAAGGGCAGGGGGCAGGGAGGGAAGGUGCCUCAGCCCUGAUGCUCCUGCAUCCUGGGGAAAAAGGAAGGGGACCGAGAGGUCCCCAGCUCCCCCGGCCGGCCUGAGCCACCACCGCGCCUGGCUUCUCCCGCCUCUGUGUCCCUGCAGGCCUCUGCCCCUGAGUGCUGAGUGAGGAAAGGAGAAGGAAGGAACAGUUUUCACUCCCAGUCUUUCUCUUCCUGCUCUUCUGAUUUAAUUUCACCAUGAUUGAGACGCCAGAGCUCUGUCUUGCACACCCCAGCAGGGACUGAAUUCUAGCGGGCAGUUCUCGGCCUGAAGCUGGGCAGGAUGCAACCACCCUCUUUCAGAGGAACAGCUAGGAUGACUUUGAAAGGCAUGGAUGGCUUUUGGGGUGCUAAGGGAGGCACCUCCAUCUCCCAGUGGGUCAGGCAAGAGGAGAGGGUCCUGUGGAAAUCGAUUACUCACUUCCUUUCAGUUUUUUUGGUUGCCAAGUGUCCUUGAGCUGCCCUUCCCCGGGUGCCUGGACUUUCUUUCUUUUUUUUUCUUUUUUUUUUAAAGCCAGUAACCUGAAGGCUUGGGACUUACCCCUCCAUGCCUAUAUUGUUUAUUUUAAAGAAUUUCUCAGCCAAGACAUAGAAGUAUCCAGAAAGGCCUUGUUCUUCCUCUCCCUCCUUUUCUCCUAGGCUGGUCCCUGGCAGAGCCACGCCCCAGAGGGGACAGGAGCAGGUGGCCUUGCGUUGUGACUGAGCACAGGGAUAGACUGCCCUGCCCCAUCCCCCCUUCCCUGGCUGCAGGGACCUUACCAUGCCAGCAACACUCUACACCCCCUCAAAUUCUGCCGAGUACGGCUGUCUGAAUCCAUGCAGAAGUAAUUUCUCCCUCAUUGCUUAAGGCCAAGGCAACACCAUGUCUUUUAACUUGGGUCUUUGAAUUUCCCAGCUUGGGAGUGGGGGGUGGGGGAGGAACCAUCUGAACUUGGCCACGAACUUGCGGCUUUGGUUAAAUGUUGGGUGUCCCUGAAGUGUGCGUGUUUUUUUUUUUCUUUAAGUGUUUCUCCGCUCCCCAUGACCCCAGAAUGGAACAGCUUUUAAAAUAGCCUUAAGCAAAGAGGUUGUAAUUUCAUUAAAUUUGGUUGAAUGAAAAACAUAAAUGCAAAUGAGAACCAUGUCUAACUUGCCAGACUUCCAAAACACUGGUCAUUGCUACUGCAUUAAGACUGGGGAGAGAAAAACAAAACAAAACAAAACAAAAAAAACAAAAAAGACAAAAAACAAAAAAAAAGCAACGUUAUUGCACAUGUAAAAAUAUGGAAACUUAACUCUGCUGUGUGUUAAGCAAUCCUGUCAUCUUUUUUGAUUCUUAAAAAAAAGAAAUUCAUUUCUGAAAUGCUUGGUUGGAAGACUGUGACAAUAGCUCAAAAUUGAGUGUUAUUUUUUUUCUUUCCUUUUUUAAAAAAUAUGUAAAGUGCAGUCUUCUGUAUUCAUGCAUAUUGUAUAUACCUGUAUAUGUUUUCCUGAGCAGCUAAAUAACAAUAAAUAUGACGUUAAUGGUGA
Molecule: messenger RNA, 7540 nt
Organism: Perognathus longimembris pacificus (Pacific pocket mouse)
Lineage: Eukaryota; Metazoa; Chordata; Mammalia; Rodentia; Heteromyidae
Gene: Mn1
Product: MN1 proto-oncogene, transcriptional regulator
Biological process (GO): regulation of DNA-templated transcription
Source: RefSeq, a predicted model, not a curated record